UGAAAAAUACCUCUACUAUCGAUACCGGUAUCGAUGCCUCAGGUAUUUUUGCCGAGCCUGGUUCUCACCAGUUCGAUAACUUCAUCGUCUUUCAUUAUCACUUCUAGACAAAUAUCAGCUCUCAGUCACCAAAGCGAACCUCCCAUUCGUCGCCUCACAGAUAUCACCCACCUGCUCAUUAGCAUCAUUCUCGACACAGCUUGCAGACUUCGUUUAACGAACCUCCAGUGGAAAAAAACCAGAAUCUGACUUCUCGGUAGGUAUUCAAAAAUGGUUAGGAAAUCAAAAGCGAAGAAGGCAUCAAGGAGGCACAAAUAUCGAAGUCAAUGUUAGGAC
Molecule: messenger RNA, 336 nt
Organism: Hyaloscypha bicolor E
Lineage: Eukaryota; Fungi; Ascomycota; Leotiomycetes; Helotiales; Hyaloscyphaceae
Exons: 1
Coding region: 34-249 (71 amino acids)
Source: RefSeq, a predicted model, not a curated record